Molecule: messenger RNA, 644 nt
Organism: Prorocentrum cordatum
Lineage: Eukaryota; Dinophyceae; Prorocentrales; Prorocentraceae
Source: the annotation of a GenBank genome assembly
AGAGUCUCCUGGUAGCCGACCCGCCACUUGCUUUUAGUUUCUUUUCUAGCCUCCGUCUUUUCUUUGCCGCAUUCUGUUCUAAGGUAUUUACCCCCCUGCCGCAUCACGUUUUUAGUCAUCCUGGUUUUCUUUUCGCACCACCCCUUCCCUCCUCUUCCUUCCGAGCCAAGGAUGGCGCACAACCUGUGCUACACCACGCUUGUUCCACCGGAGCAAGCCCACACGAUGCCGGCGGACAAGGUGACGAAGACGCCCUGCGGGCCCCACAGAUUUUGUCCCGCGCGGCCUCCUGCCUGCUCGAGGCCUCGGAGUUGUGCCCGCGGCGUGUCUGCGGAGGGGCUCGCGGAGGGCCGCGCCGAACCUGCCGCGCGCAUAUGUCAGUCUCCGGCGGCCACGUCUUCAUCAAGAGGGACACGCGUCAGGGUCUGCUGCCCGUGAUCCUGGAGGAGCUGCUGGCCGCGAGGAAGCGCGCCAAGAGGGCCAUGGCAGAGGCCGAGGACCCGCUGACCAAGUCCGUGCUCAAUGGGCGGCAGCUGGCCCUGAAGGUCUCCGCGAACUCCGUCUACGGUUUCACCGGUGCCACCGUCGGCGUGUUGCCUUGCCUGGAGAUCUCCUCCAGGAGUUGUUUAAUGCUGUGUGUGUAA